Molecule: messenger RNA, 1423 nt
Organism: Chondrus crispus (carragheen)
Lineage: Eukaryota; Rhodophyta; Florideophyceae; Gigartinales; Gigartinaceae
Exons: 2
Coding region: 1-1359 (452 amino acids)
Biological process (GO): positive regulation of transcription elongation by RNA polymerase II; transcription elongation by RNA polymerase II
Cellular component (GO): Cdc73/Paf1 complex
Molecular function (GO): RNA polymerase II complex binding
Source: RefSeq, a predicted model, not a curated record
AUGGCAAGCGCUCUUGAGGAACUUCGAAGAGCCAUUAGCUCUGGGCAACCAGUGGAUAUUGAUGACACCUCCGUGCGCAUUGGCGCAGACAUCCGCCAUGACCGCUCUUCCGCGACUGAUUUCCAUUCCAUGCGUGGCCGAGGUGAUGCUUAUCUCCUCGAAGCUAUCUUCUUCCAGUACAAAUAUCGCGAUUUGCCGUACAACGAUUAUGUUGAGGCCUGUCGCAAAGAAGGGGUUGCUCAUAUGACGCCCUUGGACAAGAAGGAUUUACUCGCCUACUUGAAGGGAGAAAUACCAACCUGCGCAAGUAUUGUUUCGAAGCCCUCAAAUGCGUCUGCAAAGUUGAAAGCUGAAAAGCAAACCACUGCUGCACAUCUUUCUUCGACUGACCCCAGCAAAUCGCGCGACGAUCACGACAGUCACAAAGAAACUUCGGAGACCGAUAAGGACGCCUCUUUCUAUGCGUCUCAACGCAAACGACAUAGAGACCAGAGAGCACUGGAUUCAGUUCUCAUGGUAGCGGAAUGGGACUUUUCCACAUUGCGCGAGAAGCUCUCGCAACACGUUUCGAAGGCGAAGAGCGGCAAGGCGAACGGGCGAGCGAAUGGCUCAAAACCGUCAACUACAUAUGAUCCAAGGGGAGAUCGAUAUACGAGCAAUGAAGACCGCUUCUGGAGGGAGAACCUGGGUUCUGAAUUUCACGAGCUUGGAAUUGACAUGAGCGGGUCUUUCAAGGCGAAACCGUCGAAUGCAUCCAACGGUCCGCCUUUGGAAAAGAAACGCGAAAAGCCUGACUCCCGCCGCACCUCGUCUUCAGGAACGCCGAGUACAAAGCGACAACGCAUUGACCCCAAAGAACUCGUCCCGAUCAUCAUCGUCCCGCAAAGCACGACAUUGAUCUGUGCGGGCAAUAUUGCUGAGUUUUUGCAGCACGGACGGUUUUUGUCCGCCGAGGAACUCAAGAGGAACAAAAUCAGCUCUAUUGGUGCUAGCCGGUUGGAUGUGUAUCGUACACCUGGUGGAAAUUGCUCCCGUGCCAAAUACGACAUCGUCGCAAAUACCAGUCGUUUAGUGGCUAGCGAGUGGGAGCGUGUCGUGGCUGUUGUGUGCUCUGGUCAAGAAUGGCAAUUUAAGAGGUGGGAAAUCUACAAAGGUGGCGUACAGAAGCUCUUUAGAAAGGUACAAGGAUUCUAUUUUCACUACGAUGACGAUGCACCGACCGGAAACGUCGAUUCUUGGGCGAUCAAGACUGUGAAGUUAUCUCGAAGUCAACGCCACACCGAUGGUCAGGCUCAGUUUCAGUUUUGGAACACCUUAGAUGCGUUCAUGCGUAGAAAGGGUAAGGAGCUGCGAUACUAGGUUAAUCGUGCGUGUUUUGUAAAUGAACUGCAAAUACAAGUCUAAAAGGCUUGCAUCACUCUAG